Molecule: messenger RNA, 6304 nt
Organism: Hypomesus transpacificus
Lineage: Eukaryota; Metazoa; Chordata; Actinopteri; Osmeriformes; Osmeridae
Gene: zmym4.1
Product: zinc finger MYM-type containing 4, tandem duplicate 1
Exons: 32
Coding region: 1018-5550 (1510 amino acids)
Molecular function (GO): zinc ion binding
Source: RefSeq, a predicted model, not a curated record
AUGUCGGCUGCAACAGACGACCGGAAAAAUGUCGUGUUGUGCUAUGGGAUGCCAGAAUCGGAAAUCUGUAAACAGAGGUCUUAUGUUUUACCGAAUACCAUCAACUCGCACACCUUUUAAUGCAAACCGCAGAAAACUUUGGUUACAAGCCCUCGGAAGAGCCGAUUGGAACGACGAUCAAAUGAAAAAUGCCCGGCUCUGCAGUUCACACUUCAUAUCAGGAGAGGUAUCUAUGGACUUCAAUAGUCCCGACUUUGCCCCUUCUGUCUUUUCUUACUCAACCCAGUGUGAAAUAAAUGAAGGCGAUCCCAAACUGGAGAGAUCUAAGAGGAAAAGAAAAAAGGAAGAAACCACCCACAGACCACCAGAUGAUGUACAACAGUCCAAAGAAGUUAGUGAUGAGGUUGCAUCAGAAUCAGGAGCUUACCGGUCCUCAGAUGACUGCAGAAUUGAGCCUGGUGUUGGUCCUUGCACUGUGUUAGCGGACCCAACGUUGCACCAGUUCAUGCCACCAAGAGUAAGGAAGCGCAAGAAGAAAUCGAAAGAAAGAUCGAACUUUUCUUUCCUUUUCCUUGGAGGGAAAAAGCCACAGAAGAAAGUACAGAUAAAUGUUGGAGUCAUGACAAUGCAUAACGGGAUGUUUACGCCAGUACGUGGGAAAACCGUUGUAUUGCCCACACAUACGGAAAUCACAGGACCACAACUCCUCACGCAAGCUGUGAAACAAAUACAGGAUUUCAACAAAGACGUGGAUGAAGGGCCGUACGUCCUUCUAUAUCCAGACGGAUCACAAGUCAUUACUCUCCCAGGGAACAAAAACCUUUUAUAUUAAAGGAAUAUAAAGAAGAAAUAGGCAAGCCCUAUCAACGUCUUAACUUUUUUAUAUGUUAUGAAAAAGAAUUUAAAGAUCAUGAAUACCUCUCAGAUGAUUCAGAAUCUGACAAUGAGGUUGUCAUUAGAAGAAGUAAUUCUGCUGAGUUGGAUCAUACUGACACGUUGGAACAUACAAACCAGGAAAUGGAGGAACACUCGGAGAAAGGUCCAUUGAACAAGUUGGACAAAACGGUGAGUUCAGACACGUCGAGCCCAGAACUUUCUCAACAGACCGUGCCCAGUCUAGAUGCCACAGCAACAGUCAGUGCAAUGGCGGAAUCGGCAUUAGAAACAGACAUUGCUGAUCGAUCACAGCCUGAAGAAGAAACAGCCAGAACACUAUUAGUCCAGGGUGGAGGUGAAUCAAGCAGCACAGUCACCCCACAAGCUGCAGACGAAACUGCUACCAUGGUUGUUUCGCAGACUUCCAGUGUUUCAGGCAGUGCAGUGGCCUCUCAGGCUGCAGGGGAGGCACCUUGCUCAGCCGACAGGACACCCCUGGACGCUCCCUCUCCUAUGGAGACCCAAGAGGACGCUCUGGAUGAGAUGGAGGUGAACACCAUCAAGGUGGAGGACGAAAAUCUGGCUGAGGUGAAUGAUGAGCAGAAAGAAGAUGGAGAGGAGGAGUUGGAGACGCAUGAGAAGAUGAAUGAAGAGGAUAUGAAGGGCAUGCCAGUAGUGAGCUCAGUCAUAAAGGGGAGUGUAGAUUGCCUCAGUUUUUGCUCUCUGGAUAUGGGGGUUGACAUGAUUGGGGGGAUGGACACAGGGACUGAUGAAAUCACGGACCAAGACGAAGAGCAGGAGGAUUGUAAAAAGAAGAUCAUAGUGGAAGAAGACAGCAGUGAUUCCAUGCCCUCAAAUGUGAAUUCAGACUGCACAAGCGCUCUGGAGAACAAAGUUAAACUGGGACUAAGCAAACAAAUUGAGAAGGUCAAGGUAAAGGAUGAGCCUGUAGACGAGGAGUACGACGAGGCCCUUGUGCCCUACUCCACCUCAGGACAAGUCAAGGAUGAACCCGAGACUGUGGAGGACAAUCUGAAAAUCAGUGCCGUCUUCUCAGUGGGAGGGGCCACCUCGCCCAGUGUGACCAUGGCAAGCCCCGUGCUGGUGCCCACUCCCCCCAAGACAACACUUCCCUGUGCCCUGCCCCUUUUCCACCCUGCCACACGCAUGGCCUGUACAGCUUGUAAGAUGGCCCUUCUGAAGGGCCAGACAGCCUACCAAAAGAAGGGUUCCUCUUCUCUCUUUUGCUCCACUGCCUGCCUCACCAGACCCUUCCCUGCUUCCCAGAUCUUGCCCCCUGACAAGACCAUCUGCCACUACUGCUUCAACCAUAUAACCAAUCUGAGGACUAUGAUCAAGGCUCCUGUGGACACGGCAGGAACAAGGAAGGCCUUCUGCAGCAACACCUGCCUCUCCUCCUUUGACUUUAAGAGGAAAACUGCUGGACUAACCCUCUCCUCCUCCUCCACCCCAACUCUCACCACUACCGUUGCAAAAAUCGUUGAAAAGUGCAGCUAUUGUAAAAUCCCCCGCAUUACGCAACACGAAGUGACAGUCCAGGGAGUUGUAUACAAGCUGUGUGGGGACAGCUGUUUCAAGAGUUUCCGCACCUCCAAACAGCUGUGCAUGACCACCUGUAUGAACUGUGGAGCCUACUGCCAGGACAAGAGCCCUCAGAUGAAGGUGGACAAGAUCAUCAAUAGCUUCUGCAAGGCUGCCUGCAAGGCCACAUACAAACAGAAUUGCAAGACCCCUACCCCUUGCACCAUGUGUCAUACGUCCAAGCCGCUGACAGAAAUGGCAGAGUCCACUGACCUGGAAGGCAAGACAGACCUCUUCUGCAACAGCAGCUGUCUGACCGCACACAAGAUCAAGAGUGUCAGCUCCUCAGGUGGGCUGGCGGAGUGCGACUAUUGCAAAAAGAAGGCAGUGCCAACCUUCCACCUGGCCAUGUCUGACUCCUCCAUCAGGAACUUCUGCACCCUGACCUGCGUCCUCACUUUCCAGGAGCAGUUUAACAAGAGCAAUGAGCAGAACCCGGUGAAUGUGGUACAAAAGCCCACCCCACCUCCUGCACCCCCUGUCCAAUCACAGAGCAGCCAGACGGCGCCCGCCACACCACAGGGACCUGUCAAGCUAACGUGCUUCCAGUGUGACCGCUUGGUCACUACUAAGCCUGAGAUCCUUCAAUUCAAGGACAAGUUAAUGUUCCUAUGUAGCCCUGCGUGUUCUGAGGAGUGCAAGAAGACCAACGUUGUGAUGGACCGCUGUGUGUACUGCAAGAUUGAGAAGGUUGUUUAUCAAGUCAGGAGGAUCAACUCCAAGGACUCUUCUUUCUGCAGUGAAGGCUGUAAGCUGCUGUAUAACCUGGACCUGGAAAAGCUUCGGGGGCAGUACUGCCGUGUGUGCUCCUUCUGUGCCUCCACCUCCCAGAAGCUGGUUAAAGGACAGUUUGGAGGCAAGAACGAGGACUUCUGCUCUGAGCCGUGCAGGUCCAAGUUCACCAUGCUCUUCUGCCAAGUGGCAAAGUGUGACCAGUGCGGGCGCCAGGGGAAGCUGACGGAGACACUGCACAUGCUGGGCGAGGUCAAACAUUUCUGUGACGUCCAGUGUGUGCUUCAGUUUUGCUUCCAGAAGAACCUUAGCCAGAACCAAACCAGAGUUCCUGUCUCCAUUGCUCCUAUAGUAGGCACCACAGUGGCUAGCAGGUCCACUCCCAUCAUCGCUAAUGUGGUCUCGCUCGCUAGCGCACCCACGAAGCAGCCCACAACCACAGCCAGCAUUGCCUUACAAGGAGCUGUUCCUGGUUCUUUCAUGAAGAUCAUAGGAAAUGCCAGCACGCAGACAGACAUGGCUCGUGCCCCCCCUGCCCCGCCCCCCAGGAUUCUGAAGAACAAGGCUCUGCUCUGCAAGCCCAUGGUCCAGAACAAGGGAAUUAUGUGUAAACCCCAAAUGGUCAACUCUGAGUCCCAGACAGAUGAGAGGUUCCCCAAGGUGAUUGUGCUGCCCAUCCCAGUGCCAGUGUACGUGCCCAUCCCUAUGAACCUAUAUGCCCAGUACGCCCCCAAUCCUGUGGGGUUCCCUAUACCGGUGCCCGUGCCCAUGUUCCUGCCGGUUACCCUUGACAACGCGGAGAGCAUCGUGAAGACCAUCCUGGAGAUCAAGGAGAAGAUCCCCUCCAACCCGUUUGAGGCCGACAUCCUCCUGAUGGCUGAGAUGGUGGCUGAGGACGGAGAGGAGGACAGGCCGGGGCCGGGGCCGAGGCAGACCCCUGCACCCAUACAAGAUGACCGGGUGAGUAACUACAGUGAGGACCUGGACACCGACGAUAUUGCCACCUUCCUCAACAACUGGCAGGAUGAGUGUGGUCCCAGCGGGCCCCCCUCCAAUCUGCCCUUUGCCCGAGAGACGCUUCCAUCAACAGUGGACAUCCCUGUCGACCAACCAGAUCCCCCGGCCCAACCACCUGUCCUGGACAUCGAAUCUGACUUCCCCAUUGAAACCCUGGAGUUGAUGGCCCACUGGAGGCAGCAGGCCCAGCGGCCCCCCAGCCCUCCAGCCCCCCGCUCCCCACCACGUCAAAGACCCCGCAGGAAAGUUCAGCUGAAGAAAAAGAAGGGUCAUGAAACACAGGCGUCCGCUGCAUCACUGAGCAGGGUGCAGGAGGAGGUGGGGGUCACGGAGCCCCCCAAGCUGCAGAUUAUGUACGGGGUGGACGCCUGGAAGAGAUGGGUGCAAUGGAGGAACUCUAGGCCAGACGUGGAGCCCGCCCCUCGGUUUGGCUCUCGGCCCAUGGUCCUGAAGGAGGACGUGCUCAAGUGCACCACGGCCGAACUGGGCUUCGGCCUCUGUCGCUUCAUCAGUGAGGUGCAGCGCCCCGACGGACAGCGCUACUCCCCAGACAGCCUGUUCUACCUGUGCCUGUGUCUGCAGCAGCACCUGUUUGAAAAUUCCCGCAUGGAGAACAUCUUCACUGAUCUGUUCUACAGCAAGUUCACCAUGGAGAUCACAAAGUUGCUGAAGGACUUUGAACCCACCAUCACAGACAGUGGCUACAUCCACUCUAGGGUGGAGGAGGAGUACCUGUGGGGCUGUAAGCAGCUGGGGGCCUACUCCCCCAUCGUGCUGCUCAACACCCUCCUCUUCUUCUGCACCAAGUACUUCCACUUCCGCACGCCUGCCCAGCAUCACCAGCUCUCCUUUGGCCACGUCAUGCGCUGCACGCGCUCCAGCUUCGAUGGCUCCAAAACCAACUUCUUGCGUUUCUAUCCGCCCCUCUCCUUCAAGGAUCCGCCUGCUGAAGCAGAAGGAGUGACAGCAAAGAGGAAGAGGGAGGAGCAGGAGAAGAUGCUGGAGAUGGUCGAGAACGAUGACAACCCUCUCCGCUGUCCUGUACGACUCUACGACUUCUACCUGUCAAAGUGUUCAGAGUCAGUAAAGCAGAGGACCAACGUGUUCUACCUCCACCCAGAACGCUCUUGCGUUCCCAACAGCCCCCUGUGGUUCUCCUCGACGCCCCUCGACGACACCACCAUGGAAACCAUGCUCACGCGCAUCCUCACAGUCCGAGAGAUGCAUCUGAGGCCGGAGGAGGGAGGAGAAGGAGAUAAGAUGGAGGACGAGCUGUCCUCCCCUCCAGCUUUGGGGGGUGAUGAUGACGAAGACUCAGACUGAGCACUGUGAUCUGAGAGGACAGCAUGACUGAUCAGCUGCUCUCUCACACACACACCUUGUUUACAUGCAAAUACACACAAAUACUGUCCAUGCUGUUCAGGUAGGACUGGAUGGUCGACGGCCGGGAUCCACAUGUCAAGGUUUUGAAGCAGAGGGGUGUAUGUGUGUGUACCACCCAGUAUGACGCUGUUGCGUAGCUAGGAUAUGGAGAGAGUCUUCAGCUCUCGAUUUCCAUGCUGCAAUUGGAGGAUCAGAGUGGUUUUGUCAGGGCCACGGAAAUAACACUAGUCUGAAGAACUAAGUAACCAUCAAAUAUGAUUCAAAGGAAUUGUCAUAAUGCUCAUAAUAUGAAGGUUCAAAAUCUUCAAAAGUGAUGCACUUCAUGUGAACUGUAGUUUAUGUAUUGUCAUUAUCCAAGAUGGUAUGUUGGCUGUACUUUGUAACAUAACUGAAUCCCUGACGUUUGACAUGUAUGCCCAUAUUAGGACAUUCAUCUUACAUUUAGACGUGGGAAUGCAAGUGUGUAUUCCUUGACAUUGUCGACACUUUGAUAGUUUUAUUAUCAAUGAGGAAAGUGAGACAUUUCUCUAUAAGCUUGAGGCCAUACCUGUGCUGUAUGAUUUAUAAGUUGUUUGACUGAUACAGGAACAAGUGUCAUUCAUAAUGGUCUCAACUCAUAGAAGGCUCCGGGUUGUGUUCGGUUGAAAACAUUAUUAUUACUCUUUUUUUUUUUAAAUAAAAACACCAAAACAGA